Ruditapes philippinarum (Manila clam) is the source of this 2833-nucleotide messenger RNA. Its product is annotated as sodium-coupled monocarboxylate transporter 1-like. The record is from RefSeq and is a predicted model, not a curated record. The transcript is spliced from 15 exons. Bases 742 to 2688 code for a protein of 648 amino acids. Gene Ontology annotation, molecular function: symporter activity. Gene Ontology annotation, biological process: sodium ion transport; transmembrane transport. Lineage: Eukaryota; Metazoa; Mollusca; Bivalvia; Venerida; Veneridae. Gene Ontology annotation, cellular component: membrane.
UGAUGGUCAAAACGUAGGUAUUAAUUGAAAUAAAUGUAUUAAAUGACGGUGAUAUAUUUGUGCUAAUUUUAUGCUAAUAAAGCUGUUUGCACGUUCUAAUAACUAAUUAAAGUUUAUACAAAACAAAUCAAUAUAUUCAGUAAACGGAUAACAGUAAGGAAAAUUUAUUUACAUCGACUAAAGUGACCGUUUAACGCCAGUGUAGGUCGACAUUUAAGUAUUUUCAAUAGGGUCGAUGAUUAAUAUAAAGUAUUUUGUACUAUUAUACAUGUACACUAUAAAUGUCAUAACACAGUAGGGUCGUAUGUAUAUCACUGUUAUAAUAUAACACGAGACCUUAUUGAAAAGAGAAACAAAUCACAUUUCUUCAAGUAUACAUGUUCAUACAUUUCGCUUCUGGUAUAUGUAUAUAUGAUGAUGUACAUGUACGAGGUAAAUGGAUUUCUUUACUAUCGUGUUAAUAAGAGAUCAGUUGUAGGGAGAGAGGAGAGAUGUGUUAUUACAUUUAAGAGUGUAUUUAGACGAGUGUACAUACCACAACUAUAUGCAUGGUUUACUGCAUUAUAACAAAUGUAACUAUACCAUCACUGUACAUUCAAACAGCCGUGCAAAAGAAGAAGGGUUAAUAUAUCAACAUCUUAAUUGAAUGGGAAUUAGUCAAAGGUGUGUGGUAAAUACUGUAACGUGUUUAAUGCAAGAAGUUGGACACUAUUAACAGAUCAUUAAAUUAAAUAUAUCGAAAUGUCGUCUGCGUCCUAUAGCAUUCUAACAGGAGAAAAGAAAACGUUUCAUCCUGCUGAUUAUGCCGUAUUCGGAUGUACUUUGGCAUUUUCGGCCGCAAUCGGUAUAUUUUAUGCAAUAAAGGAUAGGAGAAAGAACACUACAGAGGAGUACCUGCUUGCCGGACGCUCUAUGAAUCCAUUUCCGGUUGCAAUGUCACUGGUGUCCAGCUUUGUGUCAGCAAUCAUGAUUAUAGGAACGCCGGCGGAAGUGUAUGUGAAUAGCACAAUGUAUGGAUGGCAAGCUGUCGGUAUGGUUAUAACCGCAGUCGGUGCUGCACAUAUUUUCAUCCCUGUAUUUUACAACCUAGGAGUAACAAGUGUUUUUCAGUAUGUGGAAAUGAGAUUUGGCCGCGUUACCAGGACAAUUGCAAGCGUCGUCUAUAUCAUCUGGAUGAUGUUUUACAUGGCUAUUGUGCUCUAUGGACCAUCUCUGGCCUUAAAUGCGGUAACUGGUUUAUCGUUAUGGGGAUCUCUUCUGGCAGUCAGUUCAGUUUGUAUCUUCUACACAGCUCUGGGUGGCAUGAAAGCAGUACUUUGGGCAGACACGUUUCAAGUGUUGGUUAUGUUUGCCGGCCUUUUUGCACUUUUGAUAGAAGGUACCAAAGCUUUAGGAGGCAUCGGCAAAGCAUGGGAUAUUGCCAACAAAAAUGAAAGAAUAAUUUUGUUAGAGUUUGAUCCUGAUCCGCGAGUACGACACUCAGUUUGGAAUCUUGUGAUUGGUGGAGGAAUAUUUUGGUGCGCUGUUUAUGGAACAAACCAGGCUCAAGUUCAAAGGGCGCUUUCAGUUAGAAAUGUUUCCCGGUCAAAAAUAGCCAUUUGGUUAAAUGUAAUAGGAUAUGACACUAUUCUACUUCUAUGCUGUUUAGUUGGUGUUGUCAUGUAUGCUUUCUACUCCGAGUGCGAUCCUGUCAAAUCAGGACUGGUUGAUAAGCCGGACCAGUUAGUACCUUUAUGGAUGAUGGAUUUGCUUAGUGAAUAUCCUGGUUUACCUGGAUUAUUCUUAUCUACAAUUUUCAGUGGAAGUCUGAGCUCGGUGUCAUCAGGACUUAAUGCAAUAGCUGCAGUAAUGUUGGAAGACUUUAUAAAGCCAACAUGCUGCAAAAAUAUAUCUGACAGUACUGCAACGUGGUUGUCUAAAGGCUUCGUUGUUGUGUUUGGAGGUUUGUCAAUUGCGUUUGCUUUUGUCGUUUCAAAUUUCGGAACCCUUAUUCUAACGCUUGCUAACGUUUUAUUUGGAGCUCUUGGUGGACCUAUGCUUGGAAUGUUCUGUUUAGGAAUGCUUUUUCCAUGGUCAAAUAAACUGGGUGGAUGUAUCGGUCUUGUUUGUGGCCUCAUCAUGAAUAUCUGGAUAUCAUUCGGUACUGCCAUAACAAAAACUAGCGUUAACAUUAAAUCACCAAUUUCUGUUGAUGGUUGUAUUUGGAAGUACUCAAACACAACAACACUAACAACAUCAUCAACAACAACAAGCAUGGCACCAUCCUCAGUAGAAACAGUUUCUACAACUCACAUAUUUGAUAAAUAUGAGGGAAUCAACCGUUUAUACACAGUAUCUUACAUGUGGUAUUCUGGUAUAGGGGUGUGUACUGUUGUCGUUGUUGGUAUGGUUGUUAGUUUAAUAACAGGUAUCACAGAUACAUCAAAAUUAAACCCAAAAUUGAUUUGCCCGAUUUUCGAUGUAUUCUUCCCAUUUUUACCAGAGAAGUGGCGAAAACCUCUGCGGUUUGGAGUGAGACAUGGUGAAAAGGACUUCGAUGAAUUCGAUGAUACAGAAAAACGAAAAGAAUUGGUAAAGAAGUUUGAAGGUGUUGAUGAAAUCCGCCCUUACAAGAAUAAAGAGAAAAAUAACACAUAUGAACGAGAAAAUGACGGAUACGGGUCAUAUCAUUCUAGUACAAAUCUAUAACGAGAAGAUAUUAUAUUUGCAAAGAAAUUUGUAUUGCAAGGAUUUAGCCGAUCAUUGUUAAAUUAUUUUAUAAGACUAUUAGACUAGGCCAGUGGCCAGUGAAACAGACAAUUUUGGUUUGUGCGUAUUUCAUUCCAAAAUAUUU